UGGAGGAGGAUUUCGCAUUGUUCCGGUGUUUUCUCGAAAAAAGGCAAAAUGUUCGGUGGAGGACGUGCACCGAUUUUAGUUUUAAGCCAGAACACGAAGCGCGAAUCCGGCCGAAAAGUUCAGCUGGAGAACAUAAACGCCGGAAAGCAAAUAGCGGACGUUAUUCGGACAUGCCUGGGCCCGCAAGCUAUGUUGAAGAUGCUGAUGGACCCCAUGGGGGGCAUCGUCAUGACCAACGACGGGAACGCCAUUCUUCGAGAGAUUACGGUGCAGCAUCCGGCUGCCAAAAGCAUGAUCGAAAUUGCGAGGACACAGGAUGAGGAAGUGGGGGAUGGAACCACCUCGGUUAUUGUCUUGGCGGGUGAAAUGCUGGCGGCUGGUGAACAGUUUCUCCAUCAGAAUAUGCAUCCGACAGUCAUUAUUAGACAAUAUAAAGAGGCCCUUGAAGACAUGGUGACGUUAUUGGAGGGGCCUUUGAGUGUUCCCAUUGACCGGAAUGAUAAGGCAGCUCUAGCCAAUGUGGUAAAAGGGUGCAUUGGGACCAAGUUUAUAGGGCGUUGGUCAGAUAUAGCAGUCAAUAUUGCUUUAGAUGCAGUUAAUACAGUAUUGAUUGAAGACAAUGGCCGCACUGAAGUUGAUAUUAAGAGAUACGCAAAGGUGGAAAAAAUUCCAGGAGGGUCAGUCGAGGAAUCUCAAAUUUUGAGGGGUGUAAUGGUCAAUAAAGACGUUACACACCCCAAAAUGAAGAGAUAUAUUCAGAAUCCAAGAAUCAUGCUUCUGGACUGUUCUCUCGAAUACAAGAAAGGUGAAUCUCAAACCAACGUGGAAAUAACAGCCGAAACAGAUUUUACCCGCCUUCUUGAACUCGAAGAAGAACACGUCCGCCGCCAGUGUGACGAGAUCAUCGCGCUUAAACCCGACGUGGUAUUCACCGAAAAGGGCGUUUCCGACUUGGCUCAACACUUCCUCUUAAAAGCGGGCAUCAGCGCCGUCCGGCGCCUGCGCAAAUCCGACAAUAACCGCAUAGCGCGCGCUUGUGGCGCCACCAUAGUCAAUCGUACCGAAGAACUCCAGGAAUCGGACAUAGGAACCGGAGCCGGCCUCUUCGAAAUAAAGAAACUAGGAGACGAAUAUUUCUGUUACAUCACAGAGUGUAAAAAUCCAAAAGCGUGUACAAUUCUUCUACGUGGUGCUAGCAAAGACAUACUCAACGAAACCGAGCGCAACUUGCAGGAUGCACUCCAGGUUGCUAGGAACAUCAUGUUGUUACCAAAAUUAGUCCCAGGGGGCGGUGCUAUCGAGAUGGCGGUAGCUCAGAAACUGCUCCAGAAAGCCACACACGGGCCGUACAGAGCUUUGGCGCAUGCGCUUGAGAUCGUGCCGAAGACGCUAGCUCAGAACUGUGGGGCUAACACUAUUAGAACUUUGACAGCUCUAAGGGCCAAGCAUGCCAACCACACCGACCAAAAUACUCCUUGCACGUGGGGUAUAGAUGGAGAGAGUGGAGAACUCGUGGAACAAACUACUAACGGGUUGUGGGAACCACUAGCUGUCAAACUACAAACUUACAAAACUGCGGUGGAAACCGCAAUUUUGCUCUUGCGUAUCGACGAUAUUGUGUCGGGUUCGAAAAAGAAGGGCGACAAAGAGGUGGCAAGACCGGCGGAAAUGCAGAAGGAGGAACAACAACAGCAAGAUUAAUCAAUUAAUUAAUGACGAUUUACUUUAAUUGUAGCUUUGUUUGAGUAUUUAACUUCAUUGUAUUACACGUUUUGCUAAUAAAGAUAUUUACACGA
Molecule: messenger RNA, 1796 nt
Organism: Zophobas morio
Lineage: Eukaryota; Metazoa; Arthropoda; Insecta; Coleoptera; Tenebrionidae
Gene: CCT3
Product: T-complex protein 1 subunit gamma
Exons: 7
Coding region: 49-1701 (550 amino acids)
Biological process (GO): protein folding
Cellular component (GO): chaperonin-containing T-complex
Molecular function (GO): ATP-dependent protein folding chaperone; ATP binding; ATP hydrolysis activity
Source: RefSeq, a predicted model, not a curated record